CCCUUAUAUGAAAAGGCUACGUCAUUGACUCGUUUCUCACUCACUCUUCUAUUCUACCAAAGCUCUCUUUCUCUCUCCUCUCUUUCUCUCUCCUCUCCCAACGAACCAACCUCUUCUUCAAUGGGUUGUGCUGGAUCCUCUCAGUCCAAGCCUGAUGGAACUGUAAAGAAGAUCCGAAAGCCUAAGCCUUGGAAGCAUCCUCAGCCCAUAACAAUGACUCAGCUAAUGCAACUGCGCGAUGAGUUUUGGGAUACAGCUCCUCACUAUGGUGGACGGAAAGAGAUUUGGGACGCUCUUCGAGCUGCUGCAGAAGCUGAUCUUUCUUUGGCACAGGCAAUUGUGGAUAGUGCCGGGGUCAUUGUCCAGAGUGCUGAUUUGACAGUAUGCUAUGAUGAAAGAGGUGCGAAGUACGAGCUACCAAAGUAUGUUUUGAGUGAGCCAACUAACAUGAUUCGAGAAAGCUAAUAACACGGAGUACAUAUAGUAACAUUCAUGGGAAGAAGCAUCUUGUAAAUCAUGUAUAUUUUUAUCUCAUUGAUUUGGUUGGUAACUUUUAUAGGGUAGAAACUUUUUUUCCACAUCCAACUGUACUACUCACCCUUGACUUUAUGUUUCCACAAUCAAUGGAACAAAAAUGAUGUCUGUUCUGUAUCAGAUGAUGAUAAGUAUCAUCACUCUUUGACAAAUACAAACUCAAUUGUGUA
This is a messenger RNA of Vicia villosa (hairy vetch), 704 nucleotides long. RefSeq lists its product as uncharacterized. The record is from RefSeq and is a predicted model, not a curated record. The transcript has 4 exons. The coding region runs from base 121 to 465 and encodes 114 amino acids. Lineage: Eukaryota; Viridiplantae; Streptophyta; Magnoliopsida; Fabales; Fabaceae.